Trichomycterus rosablanca is the source of this 4866-nucleotide messenger RNA. It is a transcript of the gene ccnt2a, whose product is annotated as cyclin T2a. Gene Ontology annotation, molecular function: cyclin-dependent protein serine/threonine kinase activator activity. Lineage: Eukaryota; Metazoa; Chordata; Actinopteri; Siluriformes; Trichomycteridae. The coding region runs from base 979 to 2862 and encodes 627 amino acids. Gene Ontology annotation, cellular component: nucleus; cyclin/CDK positive transcription elongation factor complex. Gene Ontology annotation, biological process: positive regulation of DNA-templated transcription, elongation; regulation of transcription by RNA polymerase II. The transcript is spliced from 10 exons. The record is from RefSeq and is a predicted model, not a curated record.
UCCAUGUAGUCUAGUCUGAAACGUCAUAUAAUGCAUCCAAAAGAGAGUAUAUAGUAAACAGGAGGGGUCCCAAGACUAUGCCUUGUGGGACCCCUUGGGUGAGAAGAUUACUAAACUGGCAGUGGCAGAUUUUAUGCUAUGGAACUGACAGAAUCCGCACUGGAAUGGUUCAAAAAGUUUGUGCUCUGUACGAUCUUAGCAAAGAUGUUUCAUUUAGAACCAAGUAAUAAAAGCAUAAGCAGUGUAUUUUAGCAUGAUACAUUUGUAUGUAAUGUCACAAAGUUUAAAUUAUUUGACUCACUAAGUUUUAUUUUAGGGACAAUACAGUGUUUAGUAGUCAUGUAGUUGUAGGGUGUCCAUACAUUCAGUUUUAGGGCAGAUGGAUUGAGUUUUCAUCUACCUAUCCACAGUCUGUCGCAAUGCCGAGACAGACACGUAUUUGUACUCUGUUAUAAGCUAACCGGAUGGUUGUAACGAUCAUUAUUAAUUUGCCUUUCAGUGGCUUAUGAACAUGUCCAAAAAAAUGACUUGAAUUUCACUGGUUUAAAGCCACCACUUUCCGUGAAGACAUUCAUCACUUUAUUGUGGAAUGUCCAGCCCUAAACUGCUAGUGCAGUACUAGAUUUUUAUAACUGUACACACUGUCAACAUGCCAAAACAAAAACAAUGUACAGCUCUGAGAGGUCGGCUCACCACCCUUUUAUUUCGAAGAGUAGGAAAGAGGCCACCAUAGAACCAAGGAAUACAGGUAUAAGGAGUGUAUUUCAUCAAGGAGUGAUGUAGUUGGUGUAAUAAAGUGUGCAGUUUUAAUGCAGCGGGCAGCAGUACAGUACAGUUGGCGACAGUAAAUGUUGCUCGAAUUGAGCCGCCAUUGACGCUAACAGGAAGAGGGGGCUGCGUAAUGAACGUGCUGACGUAGCACGCUGACGCUGUUAGUGCAAAGACGUUGGCGUGUGUGUGUGAGAGAGAGAGGGAGUAAUGGCGGCGCACCGGGGAUCUUCCAAAAAAUGGUUCUUUUCCCGGGAGCAGCUGGAAACUACACCGUCGCGGCGGUGCGGAGUAGAGCCGGACAAGGAGCUCUCCUACAGACAACAAGCUGCAAAUCUUGUUCAGGAUAUGGGACAGAGGCUUAAUGUCUCUCAACUGACAAUAAAUACUGCAAUUGUUUACAUGCACAGAUUUUACAUGUAUCACUCUUUCACCAAGUUUCACAGAAACAUCAUUUCUCCAACCACAUUAUUCCUGGCGGCAAAAGUCGAGGAACAGCCGCGAAAACUUGAACAUGUCAUUAAAGUGGCACAUGCCUGUUUAAACCCUCAAGAGCCUCCAUUAGACACAAAAAGUAAUGCAUACCUCCAGCAAGCUCAAGAGCUGGUGAUACUUGAAACCAUAGUGCUGCAGACUUUAGGAUUUGAAAUAACUAUUGAACAUCCUCAUACUGAUGUUGUGAAAUGUUCCCAGCUAGUGCGAGCAAGCAAGGAUCUGGCACAGACUUCCUAUUUCAUGGCUACCAACAGCCUUCACCUCACCACGUUCUGCCUGCAGUAUAGGCCGACUGUCAUUGCUUGUGUGUGCAUUCACCUGGCCUGCAAGUGGUCUAACUGGGAGAUCCCCGUGUCGACUGAUGGCAAACACUGGUGGGAGUAUGUGGACAGUUCGGUCACGCUUGAGCUACUAGACGAGUUGACUCACGAAUUUCUUCAGAUUUUGGAGAAGACUCCUAGUAGGUUAAAGAGGAUUCGAAACUGGAGGGCGACACAGGCUGCCAAGAAACCCAAAACUGAGGGACCUUCAUCAGAGAGCAGCUCUUCAGCCGCCCCCUCGUCAAUUCAAGACCAGUCGCUCAUAGAUACCAUUCCUGGGGUUUCUACGAGUGCGGCUUUUUCCAAACCUUCUACGUCAUUUCCUAUGUCUCUCCCAGGGGGCACUUUGUCAUUGGACCAUAUUGGCAAUCCACUGGGCACCCCAUACACUUUCACUGCCCCCAGUGACUGGCCUCAAGAGCAAGGCCGCACGGACACGUAUGCUCCAAAACAGCUUCCCUUGCACCCACAACGGCCUGACAAAAGUGCAGAGUUAAUUGCAGCCAAACAUGAUCACAAGGUCAACAAGCACCAAGCCCCUGUGUUCCCGCCUCCAUCAGCCCCUACACCGCAGAAGAUGUCCUUAGAGAAAUACAAGGAAAAGCAUGCAGCCGAGUUGGCGGCACAGAAACGGAAGCAAGAGCAACCUAGCACCGAACCUGAGCUUAGAGAUUUGUACACAAGCUCUGGCCAGGUCGAGCACCUGAAGCCACCCCAGCCCUACGUUCAUGGGCAGCAGAGUUCGAGCAGCAGCACCCUUGUCAGCUCCCCACUCAAAAUGAAACUGCCCUUUCCAGGUCAGGAUAAAAGCCUGGGUGAAAAGCGGGCGAAAGGGAGCUCGCUAAAGCUUCGCCUUCCCGUCCUGAGCCAGGCUGAAAAGAGUAGCGGGAGCAAAGAGGAGCUGAAGAUGAAAAUCAAGGUCUCGUCGGAGCGGCACAGCUCGUCGGAUGAGAGCGGCACCAAAGGCAAGCAUUCCAGCCCCAUGGUGAGCAAGGAGAAGCACUCUGCUCAUCGUCACCACCAUAAACACGGCCACUGCAACCCACACGUGCACAGUGGCAAUGGCUCUGCCCUCAGGAGUCCUGUGAUUCUUGCUGGCGAGGGUGCAAGCGCAGCCCAGACCUCGAGCUCUUCUCGCAAAAGGACGCACGUCGAAGGCAGCCAUAACCACCACUCGAGAAAGAGUAAAAGCUCCAAGUCGGGCACAGCAGAUGGGCUUCGGCCAGCUCAGCACGGUGGAGAAACUGGACAAGGAGCCGGUGGAGAGCCACGGCCAUGAGGAUCGUUCAGACACUACACGGACACGUUUAACAUUGGCUGAGGAAUUAACUUCUGAACCUGUAGGAAAAAGGAUGAUGUUAGAUUUCAUCCUCAAGAUGAAGUGGGGAAAAUUAUGGCCCAGAUUGACUGGAGAAAAAAUAAAACGCUUCCUCAUCUUGUGAUCACUUAGCAGUUCAGGUUUAGCCCUUUAUCGGUAUGUUAUGACUGCUUUGUCCUCAAUAAUUUCAGAUGGACCAUGAAGGGUUGAUGCAUAUGUGUAUGCGUGAUGGGGCCAGCCUAAAAAAAUGUGCAAAGAAGUGUAAGGUAUGCCGUCAGCAUUAAUGGUGCAAUUUCUUUUCCACCUUAUAUAAUUUAGGAUUUACAAGUGAAGACACUGAAGGCACAUGCCACCUCAGUUUGGUUUGGAUACGUUUGUUUUCGAGAGGCUAAGAUGUCAGUUUUCAGUUGUGUCAUUUGAACACACUUGUUUGAUUUUUUUCAUUCCUUUUUUAAUACCUGGUGUGUGCACUAUAUGGCCAAACUUAUGUGGACACCACAGCGGUUAAGAUUCUGGACUGUGUAUCCGAAGGUUGCUGGUUUAAGCGCUGGGCCCCUACACAAAGAUCUUAAUCCUUACUUGCCUGCAGUGCAAACUUUUAGUUUGGAGGAAGGCCUCUGAUGAAUGCUGUAAAACAUAAUGGUAGACAUCGUGUUCCAAAACCCGUGCAUUAAGAAACUUGUCCCCCUAUUGGAGCUAUAACAGCAUAAGCUCUUCUACAAGUUUGUUGUAAAAUGCAGAGUGUUUUACAGUGUGUGUCUGUGGGAAUUUGUAAACCACCUCUGGCCAGGCCUUGAUGUUUGAUUGGAGACUGACGUGUAAUUGAUGCGUCCAUUUAUUUCGAUGGGGUUGAGGUCAGCGCUAUUUACAGGCCGCUAGAGUUCCUCCACACCAAACUCGAUUUAUGUCAAAUCAUGUCUAUGUUAUUCCCAAAUUAUCACCACAGAGCAUUAAGAGCAAAUAACGUAUUACUGGUUAUGGCUGAAACACCUGUGCUUAGUAAUAAGGAGCAUGUCCACAUACUUUUGGCUAUAUAGUGCAAGAUGUGCAUGCUUCAGUCGUUUUCAGAAAGUGGAUAUAAAUGUACAUACAUUUUUGUAUGUUAAGCUAUACUAUAAAUUCUCAGGUUUGGUGCUGCUGUAUCACUUGAUGUUAUUGGAAGGAGUGACUUUAACCCUAGGUUCACACAAGCGAGAGACAAAGCGACAUGUUCAUUAUACAGAUUAGGCACGACACAGAUUAGCGACAAAUACCAACGAUUGGCUCUGGCUCGCAUGGGUCCAGUGUGUCUCCCCCCAGCUUCGGUCAAGCCAUUAAAAAUAUCAGUGACGCAGUGUGAACGUAGGGUCAGGAAUCACAGUGUCGACAGUCCAUAGUGACCCACACUGCAGCAUUUUUGUGAAGGGUGUUAGCCUGUAUUGUGCAUGACUACCAGCAGGGAUACAUCAUGCUAGGCAAUCCACCAAUCACCUGGCAUGUUGUCAGAGGCAACUUGUAAUUAACAAGAAUUAUAUUUCUGACCUCCACAGUGACCCCAUGCUGGAUGCCAGAUGCAUGCAUGGCCUUGGAUAAAGGAAAGAAAGAAAUGUAGAAUAAUACAACGUUUACAACUUUUGCUGUGAAGUGCAUUUAAAUCUUUUUAGGCUUGAUGCUGUAGCCUGCCUGUACAACACGGUCGCUCAGUAACAUGUUAAAUAAUUUAUGUUUUAUACAAAGCAACCAGACGAGUUUCAUCAGUAUUCGAUCAGUCGGUCUUGCGAUGUCUUUUUUUAGUCAGCUUCUUCCAUAGAUCGGUGAUUUUGUACAUAAUUUUCAUAGUAAAGAGAAUGAAGGACAAUAAUUGAUGUUCCUGGCCUUUAUGCUAGAAACAGGAAUAGAGAGCCAAGUGCAAGUCUUGAUUAGUUUAUUUCAUUUACUUGUUUGAUUUCGACUAACAAUAAAUCACAACAUUUCUACCACCUUAAA